UCCCUCCGUUCGGAAUUACUUGUCUCGAAAAUAGAUGUAUCUAGAAGAAGGAGUAUUUAUUUAUGUGUGUUGUCUAUCAAGCCAGCCAACUCUCGUCUAGCUUUAGCUAGGCUAUGCAAGGACAUAUUUAAAUGUGCGCCACCAAACGCCAACCUUCCUAGCGUUUCCUCCAUGCCACAUCAGCGUCAUCUAGUAAAGAGUGGGUCAGGGCCAAACGCCAUUGACCUUGGCGUUUCCAAUGCAAUCAAAACGCCGGGGAUGCUGUCGUGACCUAAAAAGGUGAGAUUCAAAAAUAUUUUCUGAACAAGGUUAAAUCGUGCUAAUCUUCACGUAUAAGGUCAAAACAGAGAUUUCAUCCGCAUGAGACCGGAUUUUGUACUUCCGGGUGUAUGCACACACCUUAUCCUGGCCGCUGGUAGACUGGUGUCCAGCCUCGAGAUUCGAUUUAAUAACUGGCGCCGAAGUGUGUUACAGACAAGUUGCAGAGUGACAACGGCGGCAAAAGUCAAGAAAUUUGGAACCCGCAAGCCUCCCUAGGCCACUGUUCACGCCUGUCACAUCCAGCUGAUUGACAUCUCGAGAGGAACCCGCUACCCACUUGUCAGCCCGUGACUCUAAAACAUUUGAUAAAACUGCAUCGAAGGAGCUUAACAACACAAUUUAGCUUCUGGUAAGAAACUUCUUACAGCAUAUGUCAUGACAGAUGCUUACUAACGUUUCCAUAUACUACUGGUCAUGGGACACCGUGAUUAAAGUCUUGGUACAAAACACAUACGCCUGAUACAGCCGUCACGACCUUGUGAUCCAGCGUAGUUGAAACAUAUUUUUUGAAAAAGCUACACUGUCUGUUCCAAAAAAUAAAGUGAAAUAAGCUACAUUGUGCUAUAGAUGACAGAUGUUAUUCAAUGGAAUGGACAGAACGUGAUGGAUAAAUGAUACGUAUGGACAAACAUGGGCCCGGCGCUUUGACUUGAUACAUCACGAAGUGAGACAUCAGCUACAUUGGUCAGCGUUGACACCUGACAGCACCGCCCUCUGCGGGCUACUGCCUGGCACUGCCUGACGGAGUAGCAAGGAGUAAAAUGUACUAAUGGACCGGGACAACAGCCACCCACUGCAAAUGACCUGCACUGUGACAGUUUGUGGCACGAAUCUCAGAGAAUACCGACGGACGGGAUAAGCUGCGUGGGUGCACUCGAGCGUAGCCGCACCUUUCCGCUCCGCAUGGUGGCCUCCACGUCCGCGUGCUCGCUGCCUCGCUCCACGUAGAGGAUAAUUCACGGCUGAGAGCCGCUCGCGACGUGGGCAACGUCGCGGCCACCGCGCUCAGCUCGUCAUGGGUUGGCUUGCGUGGAGCACGGCCUAUAAAUUGUGCCCACUCACUCGGAACAAUACAUCAGUAAACAGGAUUUCCAGUAAAACACUCGGCGACACAACAACCAGCAGCACUGUACUAGUAAUCAUCUUUGCCUGUUGCAGCAACUGUACCUUCCUUCUAUCCUUUCGUGCACCUUCCGGCUGAUUAAUGGCGACCAUGAUGGCCAUGAGCUCCUUCGCCGGUGCUGCCGUCCUGCCGCGCGGCUCGGCUGGCCGCUUCGGCGCCAGGUCUCUGCCAGCACUAGGCCGACGCGCCCUCGUCAUCAGGGCACAGACCGAGGGCCCGAGCGCACCACCGCCAAACAAACCCAAGGCGACCACCUCGAUCUGGGACGCGCUAGCGUUCAGCGGCCCAGCGCCGGAGCGCAUCAACGGACGGCUAGCCAUGGUGGGCUUCGUGACGGCGCUUGCAGUGGAGGCAGGGCGAGGCGACGGGAUCCUCUCUCAGCUCGGCAGCGGCACCGGGCAGGCGUGGUUUGCCUACUCUGUGGCGGUGCUAUCCGUAGCUUCUCUGGUGCCGCUGCUCCAAGGAGAGAGUGCCGAGGGCAGAGCCGGUACCAUCAUGAACGCCAACGCGGAGCUCUGGAACGGCCGCUUCGCCAUGCUCGGACUCGUCGCUCUGGCGGUCAUCGAGAUCAUCACGGGCGCACCCUUCAUCAACGUGUAAAACUAGCUUUGUUGUCGACCGGAUAACACAACCUGUACUGAGUAGGACAUGUAAAUGAUGAGAACUGAUCAUUGUUGGCUUUUGAA
Molecule: messenger RNA, 2130 nt
Organism: Triticum aestivum (bread wheat)
Lineage: Eukaryota; Viridiplantae; Streptophyta; Magnoliopsida; Poales; Poaceae
Product: low molecular mass early light-inducible protein HV90, chloroplastic-like
Exons: 2
Coding region: 1526-2044 (172 amino acids)
Source: RefSeq, a predicted model, not a curated record